UGUAGGCGGCUCUUCUCAAGAAGUCCCGGUCUGACGGACAAGUUGAGGCGGUAUGAAGGUGUGGCAGCAGUCAUGAGGCGGAGUCCUGUCUGUGCCAUUCAACUAUCACGGGGGGAAAGUUUAUGGAACUUUUCCUGAUGUCCAUCUUCAUUCCGCGAGCUCUUUCGAUUAAUACUUGUGAGCAUAUGAUAGUGCUGUAGGAGAAGGGAGAUCUGAGUCAGUGCGGCUGACCGAGCCGAGAACAAAUCUCGAGGCAGCAGUAGCGGCAGCAGGUUGGAUUUCUGUGUCCUUGGGGUGCUGAAUCGGCUUUGCUGGAUCCCGAUCCUUCACUUCAUGCACAUGUUGCUCAUGAGUUCUGGAGGACCCUAACGACCUGCAUGGAGAACGCUUAAUAACUGCUGGGAGAAGAGGCUGUGCUUCACUGCAGCUCUGAUCUUUUCUUAACCACUUUUCCUCAUUUCCUGCCUUUUACUUCUUUUUCAAUUUUUUGCAGCACUUCCUUUUCCUACCCUUCCCCAUCACUUCUAAUACAGAAGAAUGCGCAGAUUCAGCUCUGAGGGAUCCCUCCUGGAUCUUGACUUCCUCCCAUGGAAGAAGGUGGAACUGAAAAACCCAGAUUAUGAGAAGAACCAGGGUUGUGGCACCUACACACCUCACAUAGCAGAAGAUAAGCUGGGUGGGAUCUUAGCUGUCCCGACUCCCACUAUCCAGGAGCCCAGAGCGAGUCCUGGCGAGGUGGGGAAGAAGGAGCUGGCCAAGGAGCACAGCGUCAGCGCAGAGAACCUGAGUGAGCUGGGCAAACUGGAAAAGAGCCACCUUGGAGUGUGUCUCAUCAAUGAAGGAUGCAGGGCCUACAGUGACGGCCAGCUGGCCCCGGCCGCCCAGGGCAGCACGGAGAACGUAGCGAGAGACGACCAGACCCCUCGCUCUCCAUCAUCAUCCUCCUCCCACCACUUCCUCUUCAAAUCCCAGCACACCCACCAAAAACCAAGACUGUCAUCGGCUAAACUGCACCUCAAGAGUCUGUUUGGGCAGAGUCCUCAUUCCUCAAACUCCAACCUGCUCAACACAGAACCCAACAACAGUGCUACACACAGGAGGUCUCGCCUGCUCUUCAUGCGUCAGUGGAGUCAGGUGGGCCACAGUAAGAAGAGGAAGAUCAGUCGAGAAGAGCUGGAAAAGUGGGCUGAGUCCCUGAACGCCCUGCUGGCCAGCCAAACUGGAGUUUCUGUGUUUGGAGCAUUCUUGCGCUCUGAGUUCAGCGAGGAGAAUCUUCAGUUCUAUCUGGCCUGCGAGCAGUACAGACACUCGUCCAACAACUUCAGCCUGCAGAGGAGGGCCAAGGACAUCUGUGCCACCUAUAUCCAACCAGGUGCCCCCCGCGAGAAAUGUGUGUGGGAUGUUCCAGUUUAUUGUCACAGCGUUCCAUCAGUAGCUGCCUUUAUGCAAAGCCUUUCUUCCACUAACAGCAAGAUGUCAAGCAGAAUAAAAAUAUUUUGUGCAAACACCUCAAUUAAUGUUAAUGUUAAAUAAAACCUAUAUUUAAGCAGGAGAGUUUUGUUUGGAUUAAAAAUCUUUUUCCAGUGUCUUGGCCAAGAGAGGCAGCGAAAACUAACAACAUGUAAUGGAUAACACAAAAGUAUGAUCAAUAAGAUCUGUAGCAGAUAAUUAGAUUUCAAUGGUUUUAAGCAACUUGCUUAACAGCUGUGGCCACACCUGACAAUUGCAGGAUAAUGGUACACUGAAUUUCCAAGACUUCUUGAGUUGCUUUAAAGCCCCUGGAAAAAAAAUCUCAAGUAUUUAAUUUGAUUGAUUUGAUUGACAGUGACCAAACAACCCCCCAACUGUCUUCAGAUUCUGAUUUAAAUGUUGCUAAAUUCUGGUGAUUGCUAUGUGACAUCACCAGAUUUCCAGUUGAGCCCCUGUGAGGAUCAUGUAGGAUCCCAGUGCUAAUAGAGCGCUCACUUCUGCUUCCGGCCCAUGGGACCUUAUUUCGGAAAAAAUAUGUACGGUACUUAAACAACAACUUAUUUUUUGAUCCUGUUUGAACUGUGCCCUGAAUUACACAUAUGGUGUUGGUCAUUUUAAAAGAUAAUUUUGUAACAACUCUCAGUCCUUUUAUCACAUCAUCUACACACGGAAGUUCUAUGACGUUGGCUUCAGUAACAUUAGUUUCAGUCAUUGAGAGAAAAAGUUACGACCCCACAAACGCGACUUUUGGGUUUGGGGUUCUUCCUAAUUAUGUAUUUUCACAGUCUUAUACCUCAACAGUAUUACAUCAAACUGUGACUUUCUUGACUUUUGAACGUACAUUUUAAAUUGACUAUCAUUUGUGUAAUUCAGAGCACAAUUCAAAGGGGAUCAGAAACUAGCUGUCUCUUGCCAUUUUUUGCUGAAGUAAGGUCACAUGAUGAUCCACCGGAAGGGGAGGGACUUAGGCUCUCUAUAGUAAAAGGCUGAUGGAGAAAAUAAAUAAGGUUUUAGGGCCUUAAAGAAGUCAUUGAACGGUUCUAAACAUUAGAAACAUUAUGUAACAGUAGCACAAAGGCAGCAAACUGACUCAGUAAGGUCUGUCUGGAAUACCUAAGUUUGCGAACAUUAGCCAUCAUAAAUAACUGGUCACACCAGACCAAGGCUGUAGCAGCAGAACCCGAGUGUCCUGAAGUGAGCACAGGUGUGUUUUUAUUUAUGAGGGUAAAUUGUAAUAGCUUUCAUUACAAUUUAUGACUCUAUGUGCUUUGUUCUCCUUUUGUUCAUGUCAUAGGCCCACAUCCUCAGUUUGAUAACCAGCCCCCGCUUCUUUAGCGAUGAGUUUGACCUCACAUUCUUAUCAAUCUUAUUAGUUUUCCUCUUUCACCAUUAAAGUAUUUGGAUCUCAGAAACUAAACAUGGUAGAUGCCCCUAGCAUCUUUAGCAAGCUUUGUGCUUCUCUCAACCAGUAAGUAGGGAAAGUCUGGGCAUUAUCUUAUCUACAUCAUAUUUGUUACUUCCUAUGUUAUGUGAAAUGACAUUUUAUAUUUCUAAAAGUAAGUAAUUGAUAAAAACUCAGCACAAGUAUGUACACAUGUAUUCUUCAAUUCCAACCAAAUCUGAUGGAGGACAAACCUACCCCAUCAAGUUUUCUCCUUAAUCCAUCUUUUCUUCACUGUUUGUCCGGUCUUCACCUGAUCUGACCCAUUUGGACUUACCCAAAUGAAACAUUUCUGGUAGAUUUGAGAGUUCCCCAACCACCCUGAAGAAAUGCAUUGCCAUAUUGUAUUCUUUUGCCUUUUUCUUUCUCACAAAAACAUUUCACUUCAAUUCUAAAAUGGUAUCUAUAUGUAACUGCACGGAGUGUUCGGAGACUCUGGACUUCAUUAAGUCAUUUAUUUAUUAUUUUAAUUAAACUUGAGCAACAUUAAAGGAUAACUCUCUUUCAUUACAGCUUGGUUCUUGUUUUUACGGAGUCGCCCACCAAAUGCAGUAUAAAAUAUGCAAUACUGUAUCAUAAUACCACUCAGCCUUCUUCUACCAAUCAGAAGGAAUACAAAAACAUUACGUGACAAUGCAAAAUUGAUUAGGAGGUAAGACAAAGUAGUUGCAAAAAAAACAGGGGAGCCUCAGGGGUCUGUAUGUUUUCAUUCACAGACAGGUUGGAAACAAGUGAACAGUUAAGAUGAUGGCUAAAGCUACAAACGCAGUGGUUAAGGUGUAAUACACAGGAACUGAUCUUAAAG
Molecule: messenger RNA, 3716 nt
Organism: Micropterus salmoides (largemouth bass)
Lineage: Eukaryota; Metazoa; Chordata; Actinopteri; Centrarchiformes; Centrarchidae
Product: regulator of G-protein signaling 8
Exons: 6
Coding region: 538-1533 (331 amino acids)
Source: RefSeq, a predicted model, not a curated record